Molecule: messenger RNA, 498 nt
Organism: Fraxinus pennsylvanica
Lineage: Eukaryota; Viridiplantae; Streptophyta; Magnoliopsida; Lamiales; Oleaceae
Source: the annotation of a GenBank genome assembly
AUGGCGAAAUUGUAUGUUCAGGCGGUGCCGCCGACGGAUCUGAAUCGGAACACGGAGUGGUUCACGUACCCCGGUGUGUGGACCACCUACAUCCUAAUAUUGUUCUUCUCGUGGCUGAUUGUGCUUUCCGUUUUCGGCUGUUCUCCUGGCAUGGCAUGGACCAUUGUUCAUAUCACCCAUUUCCUCGUUACUUAUCACUUCUUUCACUGGAAGAAGGGAACACCAUUUUCAGAAGACCAGGGUGUCUACAAUAGGUUGACUUGGUGGGAGCAAAUAGAAAAUGGCAAGCAGCUGACUCGUAAUAGGAAGUUUUUGACAGUCGUACCCGUGGUGCUGUACUUAAUAGCCUCACACACAACAGAUUAUCAACAUCCUAUGCUCUUCUUAAACACACUAGCUGUUUUCAUUCUGGUAGUUGCCAAGUUCCCACAGUCAUAUGAAAAAGCAUUUCUGGUGUCCCGUCUCAUAUAUUUGACAGCCCAGGUUUAUGUUUGUUGA